CGGUACAGUUUUUCAAUCCUUGCACUAAACAUGAGUUAUUGGUAGUGGAGAAGCUGUCGACAAAUUUUUUUUUUGAAGGAUAUUAGUUGGCCAACAAGUAUGGAUUCUUAGUCGACAAGGGAUGGUCUACUGGUACGGUCAUGGUUUGUGAAAGUGAAAUCAUAUUGAAAGUCAUACCGAUUUGUUGAUCGUAGGGUAUUCUGUGGUACGAUCGUGGUUCAACAGUUUGUACCGAUAAAAUAAUAUUUUUUUAAAAAAAAUAAUUAUUUUUUCUUAAAAAACCAUGUAGGCAAAAUUAAGGUACCGCCUGAACUCAUAGCAUUUCGGACCGACUUUGGUUUUCGGUUUUCUCGGUUCAACCAACCGGUUCGGCACGGUAUCAUAAACCAUGAGUACUACUACUCAAGGGCGGGUCUAGGAUAAGGAGAGGUGUGUCGCUAGUCGGGAUUUCAAGUAGCGAGAUAACUUUUGUUUACUAGGAAGUUGAUGAACAAUAAUUAUAUUUGAAAUCAUAUCAAUGACCGAUUUAUCAAAGUUAUGGAACUCUGAUAAGAGAAAACCCUGGAUGCCUCUUCAUCGCCACAAAUCGUGAUGCUGUCAGCCUGUCACUCACCUCACAUAUGUUGAGGAAUGGGCAGGUUUUAACUAUCACCUUCGUCCCAGUAACUCGAGUUGUUGGGAGAAAAUUAUGAUGGAUUUUAUAUCACUCUCUAACACGCCCCCCUCAAAUGAAAGUCAACUUAUGGGCUUGAAGUUUGCACAGACCCACCAUACCUUGUGCUUUAAUCAGCUGUUAAUAUUAGGGGUUGUGGAGAUUCGAACACACGACCACUUGGUCAAACCAGACUCUGAUUACAUGUCAUAAACCAGUUGGUCCCAAUAACUCGAGUUGUUGAAAAAAAGAUUAUGUUGGAUCUUAUAUCAUUCUCUAACAUGUAUGUAUGUUACUUUCCCUCUGGAAACUCGAGGCACGAAGCCGAUACAUCGAUUUCCAUAGGAACAGGUUGUGAUUCCAUCUUGCUUGUGUUUUAUUGAUCAUAGAGUUAGUUACGUUCUUCUCGAGCUCAUCAAUGUGUGCAAUUGCCUGAUCACAAGAGUUGCAGCGUUCGUUAAUUAUUGUGUGGAUUCGAACACAGAGGAUCUUUCGGUGUUACAGAAGACACUCUGAUACGUUGUCGAGAACGAAUUGAUCCCAAUAACUCGAGUUAUCGUCCCCUCGGAGUGCUUGGUCCGCCUUCGACUACAUUCGGAAGGAGAUGAUAGCAAACUAGCAAUCCAACCCAUGCUUCCUGACUGCCGAAUGCUGUUAUUCGAGGAGAAUUUAUCAAGGCAGGCUUUGUUCAUUAGCCCAAAUUCCUUCUGCCGAACGUGCCUUUUGUAGCAUAAUGGCAAAUAAGAAAGUAGAAGGGGAAAAAAAAGUACUGUACUUUCGAGGAGAAGAUGCCCUCCCAAAGUUUUGCUUAUAAAAACACCAUGGCCAAAUGUACGAAACAGGGCAAACUUACUAUAACUAGCUAGCUAGCAGGCUGAUGACGAUGAUGGCAGUUGGAAUUGGUUGUCUUAAACUCGUCGCGAUCGGCAUCUGGUUGCUCUGCAGCAGCAGAGCGAUUCGAACGACGACGGCGGAAGACGUCUAUCCUCUGUGCAGCGUCGAGAAGGUGUCGACAGGGGACCCGCUCGCCAUCGCGAUCGAGCACCUGAUGUGGAAUCUGGUGGAAGCAGGGCCGAAGCUCGCGAGUAAUCCUGGGGCGAUCUCAUGUUAUGAUCAACACGAUCACGGUCCCAAUGGCGAUGCCUGGGCUUAUGGCUCGGUGGCUUGUACUGUCAAGGAUGCUGCCGCCUGCAACGCCUGCUUAGCCUAUGCAAUCCAUACCGUCUCUGACGGCUGUCUCGACUGCCGUGGGGCGCAAGUCGCUCUGCCUGAAUGCUUCUUGAGGUACGAGGCGUAUCGGUACUGCGAUUGAUGAUGGUGAUGGUUGGCAGCAGUUUCAUCGAUGCUCUGUUUCUCUUGAUGAUUUGGUUCCCCUGUUUCUGGUUUUGCUGUUCUGGUUUGGAUAUGUAAUGUUAUGGGUCCGCCGUUGUUACAAUAAGCUUGGUGUAAUGUACUUGAAGCAUGUGUGUACUGGUCAAUAACUUGCAAAUUGAGCAAGUUACUUGAAAGAUGAAUGGAAUAUGAAUUUUGGGCUAUUCUUGGAUCCACUAAUAAAGCAAGGAUUAAAAAAAACCGUACUCACGAAUCAAAACGGAUCGAUAUGGUAAAUAGAAGUGUGAGCUUAUAGUGUUUCACACGGACUUAGGUUUUUCGAGUUUCUGGUUCAGCCGAACGGUUUGGUACAGUAUCAAAACCAUGGGUACUACCACUCGAGAGCGGACCUAGGAUAAGGGGGAGGUGUGUCGCGGCUCGAGGUUUUGAUGAAAAAUUCAGGUUUCGUCAUUAUAAAAAUUUGAAACUAGAAUCUCUGACACACGUUCAAAAGUUGUAAUUGACAUAUUUGUUGUAAUUGCAAGCAGUGAGAUGACCGAUUUAUCAAUGUUUGAGGGGUUGUAUGCAAUGAAAAUUAUUUGAGCAAAACAAGCGAUACAUGUAUUUCACAAACCUCUCAUAGUAUACAAUAAUUAUUGCUCACUAUGAAAAACAAUGAGAUUGUGUACUCUAUGAAUUAGAUUCUUAUUUAUUUAUUAUUUUUUGUAGGCUGACACACCUCUUUGAAAACUCUAAUCUACUUUAUGAGUUUUAUGGUGUUUCUCGUUUUUUUAUAAGGGUGAUAAUAGUUUAAUUUAUUUAUAAUUUCAGUACUACUAAAAUGAUUCGAACCUCAAACCUCCAAGUUCAAGGCUAGAGGUAUUACCACUAGAUCGAACCCUUAUUUUUUAUGGUGUUUUUUUGUUGUAUUUCUCAUCUUCUUCAUGAUAUUUGUGAUUAGCCUCAUGAGAUUUUUUUUUUGGUUUCUAAUCUUUCUGGUAUGUUUCAUAGGAAUUGUGGUAUGUUUUUCGAGUUUUUUUUCGGUUGCUUUAGAAAACUUAUGGCCAACUUUUAUGGUAUCUUUUCUACAUUUUCUAGUUAGUUUUAUGAGAUUUCUCAUUUCCAUUGUGGGCAUUCUGGUUUACUUGAUGAUACUUGUGACCCGUUUUGAGAUUUCUAGUAGUAUGCUUAAUAUGAGGAUUGAUUCAUAAAAAAAAAGAAUGAGGAUCGGAAAAAGAAAAUAUUUCUAUUGGUUGGGAUUGGUUGUUGAGGUUGGCUCGCCGGAGGCCCUGCCGUGACGGGCCGGCCGGAAAAUUCCCAUCCUUCCUGCCGAACGCUGUUAUUCGAUGCUUACUCAAGGCACCUUUGUUUCUCACCCAAAUUCCAUCGGCCGAAACGUACCUUUAGUAAUCCCCCACAAAUCACAUCCGGCAGGAUGCAACAUAAAGGCAACAAGAAGGA
This is a messenger RNA of Linum trigynum, 3424 nucleotides long. The record is from the annotation of a GenBank genome assembly. Lineage: Eukaryota; Viridiplantae; Streptophyta; Magnoliopsida; Malpighiales; Linaceae.